Messenger RNA from Bradysia coprophila, 1019 nucleotides. RefSeq lists its product as uncharacterized. NCBI's taxonomy places the organism in Eukaryota, Metazoa, Arthropoda, Insecta, Diptera, Sciaridae. Gene Ontology annotation, cellular component: chitin-based extracellular matrix. Gene Ontology annotation, molecular function: structural constituent of chitin-based larval cuticle. The record is from RefSeq and is a predicted model, not a curated record.
UGGAUCUAGAAGCACAAUCGUUUCGGUUUAUUCCAAUCGCGAGUACUGGAUUACAGUUUUACUACCCAGCAGCGCUUUUCAAUAUUAAAAAGAAAUAUUUCAAUUAAUCAAAAUGAAAUUUCUAACUGUUUUGUGUGCUUCACUUGCUAUCAUUUGUGCUUUGCCCGGCGGAUUUGCCAGUGGAAUUUUCUACAGAGCAGACGCUCCGAUUCUUACGCAAUAUCAUUCUCAGGGUGAAUUAGGCGAGUACAAUUACGGAUACAACGCUGGACUCUCUGGAAAGGUGGAGAGUAGGUCAAUUGAUGGUAUCACACGAGGUUCUUAUAGUUAUUUGGAUUCAAAUGGCAUUCUACAAACUGUUGAGUACACAGCCGAUGCUGCAAAUGGUUUCCGAGCGGCUGCCACUAAUUUGCCACGAGCCCCAAUCGACAAUGCGAUAGCUCCCGAACCUGUAAAAGAUACUCCGGAAGUUGCUCAGGCUCGUGCUGAACACAUGGCAGCCUAUAACAAAGAAGCAACAAGAACACCCAUAGAGGGCGACUCCGUAGAAAUUAUGGCCGCACCAAUUCCAGCCCCAAUUCCAGCCUCAAUUCCUCAGAUUGCUCGUAUCGAGUCAUUAAACGGUGGAUUUGUAGCAUUAAGAGCAGCGGAAUAUCCACGAAGUUCGUUCUCUUAUCAAUUCAGCAGUCCUGCCUAUGCAUACACGACGGGUUACCCCAAUGCACAAUACAUUGCAUUCGACGCUCCAAUUAUCCGUGCAUCGCCGAUAGGAAUUCGCCCAGCCGUAGAAAUUCGUACAGCUCCUUUAGAACUAAGAACACCAUUAGAUACACCGGAAGUAAUGUUGGCUAGAGCCGAACAUCUGGCCGCCGUUGAAAAGGAGAAGGCAAGAAUCGCAGCAAGAAACUGAACGUUGGACUGAACCGUUUGUCAUACUGAACUAUAAAUAUUGGAUUUUCUCUGGUCACCAACUUCAAUACAAAUGUAAAAUUGAAUUCGAAUAAAUUUUAGUAAGAAUA